GCAUGCUGCAUAGCAACCCAAAGAUCGGAAACCGCAACUUCCCAUACCCAAUGAAUGCCGAAAACACCAGGGACCUUUCCAAUCGGGCGUCAAUGACUGUGAUAUUAUUGACACGAUAAAUGAAUCACCGCCUCGCAUGAACCCUCCCUCCGCCAAGCAAAUACCAUGUCCGCCCCCGAGCCCCAACACCCGGGCGAGCGACUCGCAUCCUACUUCUCCGCCUUCUUCUCCACGAUUGUCGGCAUCUCCACGCUGGGCGCCUCGAUCUCCUUUUCCAAGGUCGUCCAGACGCCGGUGAAGCCGUGGGUCGACUACGGGGUGGCGGCCGAGACCAUCCAGAACCACCUGUCCGUCGCCUUCGUCCUCUUCCUCAUCGACCUCGCCCUGACGUCGACCGCCGCGUCCGCGCUCUCGCUGUACCGGCCGCAGGCCGUCAGCUACUUCGGCCGCCGCGACAGCCACCAGCGGCGCGUCGUCAUGUGGUGGGCCACCCUGGUCAGCGUCGUCCUGUUCGGCCUCCUGUUCGCCGCCUUUGUGUUCCUCGGCCUCGUCGUCGCCGCCUACGCGGGGCCCAUCGGCUGGGUCGCGGUGGGCUUCUUGUGUCUGUUCGGCCUCACUAUUCUGGGUGUUAUCGUCUGGCAGAGCCCGAUCGGAUCCCCGAGCCCGGAGGAGGUGCUCAGGCGGCAGCGCGAGCGUGACAUGCUUGAUCAGGAUGGCUCGCCGUCUCAUGUCUCUUCCCCAGAGAAGAGUCCCGUCCGCAGACCCGCCUAUCCUCCUGGCCCCGGGUACGACGACGUGGACGACGGCGGGGAGCCAGGACCGCUAGGUCACUACAAGGAUGACGCAAUAUCGGCCACUCCAAGGGUGCCGGCCGAUCCCAUCCCGGGCUACGACCCUCUCGUCCCACCAUACAUGGCGGACCUGCGGAGACUGAGAUCGCUCCGGGCCGAGAAGGAGGAGAGGUCGCAGGCGAGGAGAGAUUCGUGGCGUGACAGUGGGAGGCCAGGGUCAGAUGUCUACACUUAUACAUAUGCAACGAGGCAUUAGCGGUGUUAUACGGCAGGCAGCGGAGGGAGUCACAGCGGGAAUGGGCGUUUUUGCUGAGACGGGGAUCAUUCAGUUGGGACUCUUCCCUUGCUAACUAAAUCUAACAAUACUCGGACGUCCAGGGCCAAUGCAUGGCCCUCUGAGAUGCCUGUCCCAUGUGUGGACCCGCUGAGCUAGAUGCAUGCAAUGAAGCACCGUUACUCAACGUUUGAAUUUGAUGCAGUAUUGAAAGUCCC
Molecule: messenger RNA, 1283 nt
Organism: Thermothielavioides terrestris NRRL 8126
Lineage: Eukaryota; Fungi; Ascomycota; Sordariomycetes; Sordariales; Chaetomiaceae
Exons: 2
Coding region: 166-1047 (293 amino acids)
Source: RefSeq, a predicted model, not a curated record